AUGUCUACCACCCAAACUCAAACUCAAAACAAACUAUCAGUCCAAUCUCAAAGUGUCGAACACUGUUUGUCUGAUGUUGUCAAACAAGACGACUGGUCAGACUUUGCAUUUGCUCCAAUUAGGGAAGCAACUGUUUCUCGUGCAAUGACCUCUCGUUAUUUCAAAGAUUUGGACAAGUUCGCCGUAUCCGAUGUUGUUAUCAUUGGUGCAGGUUCAAGUGGUCUAUCUGCUGCAUACGUCAUUGCUAAGAACAGACCUGACUUGAAAAUUGCCAUUAUUGAAGCCAACGUUGCUCCAGGUGGUGGAUGUUGGUUAGGAGGUCAAUUGUUCUCUGCCAUGAUCAUGCGUAAACCAGCAGACAAAUUCUUGGACGAAUUGAACAUUCCAUAUGAAGAUGAGGGUCAUUACGUUGUUGUUAAACACGCUGCUUUGUUCAUGUCUACUGUAUUGAGUGAAGUAUUGAAGUUCCCUAACGUGAAGAUGUUCAAUGCUACUGCAGUUGAAGAUCUUGUCACCAGACCAGCCGAUGAUAAUUCUCAGCACGUCAACGUCGCUGGUGUUGUUACUAACUGGACUCUAGUCACUCAAAAUCACGACACCCAAUCUUGUAUGGAUCCAAACGUCAUCGAAUUGUCUGGUUACAAGGAUAAUGGCGAAAGGGAUUUAUCACAGAAGCAUGGUGUUAUCUUGUCUUGUUGUGGUCACGAUGGUCCAUUUGGUGCUUUCACUGUUAAACGUAUGGCUUCCAUCGAUUCCUCUAAGUCCUACGCUGGUAUGAAGGGUUUGGACAUGAACAGAGCUGAAGACGCUGUUGUUAAGAACGCUGGUGCAUACGAUAAGGUUGGUUCAGUUUACUUUGCUGGUAUGGAAGUUGCUGAACAUGCUGGUUUGAAUAGAAUGGGUCCAACUUUCGGUGCUAUGGCUGUUAGUGGUAUCAAGGCUGCUGAAGAUAUCUUGAAGCACUUUGCUGCUUGA
This is a messenger RNA of Kluyveromyces lactis, 975 nucleotides long. RefSeq names its product thiamine thiazole synthase (gene THI4). Lineage: Eukaryota; Fungi; Ascomycota; Saccharomycetes; Saccharomycetales; Saccharomycetaceae. Bases 1 to 975 code for a protein of 324 amino acids. Gene Ontology annotation, biological process: thiamine biosynthetic process. The record is from RefSeq and is a predicted model, not a curated record. The transcript has a single exon.